Molecule: messenger RNA, 1105 nt
Organism: Westerdykella ornata
Lineage: Eukaryota; Fungi; Ascomycota; Dothideomycetes; Pleosporales; Sporormiaceae
Product: uricase
Exons: 3
Coding region: 161-1063 (300 amino acids)
Biological process (GO): purine nucleobase catabolic process; urate catabolic process
Cellular component (GO): peroxisome
Molecular function (GO): urate oxidase activity
Source: RefSeq, a predicted model, not a curated record
GAAAGAUCGUACCACGUCGGCCGUCUCCGACUCCGAUUAGACCUCUGACUAGACUCUGUGCCCUCACUGAAGCAAUAUUAGAGAACCUGCAUUUCUUGCUUUUAUCCUUCAGAUCCUUCUGACAUAUUGUUGAUUCGCCUCUAACACCCGUUCUCUCACAAUGUCUCAGCUAAGCUACGCACGCUACGGCAAGGACAACGUCCGCCUCUACAAGGUCGACAAGAACGAGCAAACCGGCGUCCACACAGUAGUCGAGCAAACUGUUCAAGUCCUCCUGGAAGGCGACAUCGAGACCUCCUACACCCAAGCCGACAACUCCGUCGUCGUCGCAACCGACACCCAGAAGCAAACCGUCUACAUCCUCGCAAAGCAGCACCCCAUCAGCCCGCCCGAGAAGUUCGCCGCCGUCCUCGGAACGCACUUCAUCACUCAGUACCCGCACAUCCACGCCGCGCACGUCAAGAUCGUGCAGCAUCGAUGGACCCGCAUGACCGUCGACGGCAAGCCUCACCCACACUCUUUCCUCCGCGACGGCGCCGAAGUCCGCGUCGUCGAGUCCGUGACGAGGGAAAACGAGGGGAUAUCUCUCCGCUCCAAGAUCGAGAAGCUGCUUGUGCUGAAGAGCACGGGGUCGGCGUUCCAUGGCUUCCAUCGCGACGAGUAUACCCGGCUGGCGGAGACUUGGGACAGGAUUCUCAGCACGGAGAUCGAGGCGGGCUGGAAGUGGAAGCUGUUCAAGUCGCUCGCGGAGGUGGAGCAGGUGGAUUUCGACGCCGCGUGGCAGGCCGCGAGGGAUAUUACGCUGAAGGUGUUCGCUGAGGACAAUAGCGCCAGCGUGCAGGCGACCAUGUACAAGAUGUGCGACCGGAUUUUGGCUGCUGUGCCGCUGGUGGAAGCCGUGGAUUACUCGCUGCCGAACAAGCAUUAUUUUGAAGUUGAUCUGAGCUGGCACAAAGGCCUCAAGAACACCGGCAAGGACGCCACUGUCUUCGCACCGCAGACCGAUCCCAACGGUCUGAUCCAAUGCACAGUCACCCGCAAGAGCUCCAAGGCCAAGUUGUAACCUGUGUUGGGAAGUGAUGAUAUUUCCCUUCUGUUUCCGGUC